AUGGCGGAGCACCAGCAGCAGCAUUAUGGCUACCAACAACAUCAGCAGCACCACCCUACCGACGCCUACAAGGGCCGAUUCCAGCAAAACGGCAGCCAAUCUACUUCAAAAGUCUUAGCAGUCCUCACUCUCUUUCCCAUUGGUGGAAUCUGCCUCCUCCUUGCUGGUCUCACUCUCACCGGAACUCUUAUCGGUCUCGCCGUCGCCACCCCACUUUUUGUGAUUUUCAGCCCGAUUCUAGUCCCGGCGGCGCUGACCAUAGGGUUGGCGGUCACGGGAUUCCUAGCGUCGGGAGCUUUUGGAAUCACGGCGCUGUCUUCCCUGACCUACAUAGUGAACUACUUUAGGAAGAUGAGUGGCGGCGGUGUUGGCGGUGGCGCGUCGAUGCAAGAUCCGUUGGAUUACGCAAAAAGGAGAGCUCAGGACACGGCUGGAUAUGUGGGUCAGAAAAUGAAGGAUGUUGGUCAGAGGACCCAAGAGGCUGCUAGGUCCUGA
Molecule: messenger RNA, 495 nt
Organism: Lactuca virosa
Lineage: Eukaryota; Viridiplantae; Streptophyta; Magnoliopsida; Asterales; Asteraceae
Source: the annotation of a GenBank genome assembly